Molecule: messenger RNA, 2613 nt
Organism: Apiotrichum porosum
Lineage: Eukaryota; Fungi; Basidiomycota; Tremellomycetes; Trichosporonales; Trichosporonaceae
Exons: 1
Coding region: 1-2613 (870 amino acids)
Source: RefSeq, a predicted model, not a curated record
AUGUCCUCGUUCGCAUACGACGAACACUCGGACAGCGAGGUCCCCACCGACACUGCGCCAACGUCCAUCUCUGAAAAGCACAGCAGCAGCGACAUGAGCACCGCCCUCGCCGACCUCCGGACAGAGCUCACGGCCGCAAACGAGGCACGCCAGGCAUCAGAGACACGCGUAAACGUCCUCGAGACCGAACUGGCACGCUUCAAGGACCAACAUGCCUUUGCCACCGCUUCGAAAGAGGCCAUCCAGAACCAGCUCCGCGAGGAGACGGCACGCCGUGAGGCCGCAGAGGAUAAAGUGGAGCUGUUGCGCGGCCAGGUCGAGUCGGCACGGCGGACGGUCAUGCAGCUCCAGAAACAAGAACAGGAGCGCGCCGCUCGCCGCCAGAGCAUUGGUCGCGACGAAGAAGAUAAGCUCGCCGCCAAGCGACAGAGCCUGUAUGGCGGUGCCAGUCGCAACCGCCCCGUCUCCACCCAGUCUGCAACCUCGGACUCUGCCGAAGCCCCUCCCCCUCCCCCACCAGUCCCAACCCCCAGCGGGCUCCGUGAACUCCGUUUAGGAAGUGGACAGGCGCGCCCCGCGUCAAUGGCCCUCCGUAUUGCGCCCGACGGCACCCUCAAGUCGCCCCGUGGCGACAAGACAUUGAAGUCUCCACGCUCGCCGUCGCGCCCAAAGCAGCCCACGCUCGGAAGCGACUUGUUUGACCCAACAACGACUACUACCAGCGGCGGCGACUCUCCUACAGACUCAUCACCGCGCUCGCCCAGUGGCGCACCGGCAAGCCUGCUGUUGCCCAUCGCCUCGGGCUCGCGUUCGGGAUCCCUCGAUGCGACGGCCUCGAGCGCCACGGUAGAGGCGGCGGUGGCUGCUGCGUACGCUUCCUCGGCAGCAGACGCACAGGCCUCUAGGGAUGAGGCGGAUCAGUUGCGUGCGCAGCUCGAGCGUCUCACAGUCCAGUUGACCGAAAGCGAGGAGGCGCGCGACGCAUCCGAGUCCAUGGUGCGAGCACUACGCGAGUUUAUCGCGUCGGAUCCCGGUGACGCUGCCGGUGGACCUGGAUCGGCGUCGAUAAGUCUCCCGCCACUCCCAACUGAGGAUCUCGACGAUGAUGAUGAGGACGAGGAGCAAGAACCUGCACCAAAGCCAGCUCCAGCAGCCAGCAAGUGGGGUUUUAGUAUGUGGAGUGGCAGCGGCGCGGCUGCAACUCCCAGCAACGUACCCGCGCCUGCACCGGCUCGCCGCCGCUCCUCGGCAGCUGCAGCUGCAGCUGACAUUUACACGACCCCCUUGUCGCCCCGUAUCGCCGUUACACCGCCCGACUCGCCGCCCCAGACCAGGCAGGCGGCGCAGCCAGCCGAGCCCCCCGCCCCCGCCCCGGUCCGCAGUGGCUUCAUGUCAGGAUGGACAAAGCAGGCUGCUGCGGCAGCUCCUCCCCCGACCACUGUCGUGCCCCUCGAGUCGUCUGCCGACCUCGACCCCGACCAGCCCAUCGGUGGUGCAGCCAACGCCGGUCUCGGCCGCAGCCUCACCUCCUUCUUUGCCCGUCGCGCCCGCUCAAGCUCGCGCUCAUCGACGUCUGCCCCGGCCCCCAUCGCUGAGGUUGAGCCGAUUUCCGAGCUUGCGUCCAUGCCCGAGGAGUUUCCCGUCAUCGCACCGGUGACGCCCAUGGCUGCUGACAAUGUGACCAUGAUGACUUCACCGGAGCAGCUCGCCGACACUGCCUACUCUGGCAUCACAGACGACGCGUACGGCGGCAUGACGGACGCGGCAUACGACGGUCUCGAGGACACUGCCUAUGGUGGUCUCCAGCUCGAGUCGGUGCCUGCUCGCAGGCAGCCGCAGCUUGUGGCCCGCGCCGUGGCUGAGACCCCCGUCAUUGAGCUCGCCGACCCACCCAAGAAGGUCGAGCAGGUCGAAGCCAGCCCCAGGCCCUCGGUCGAGCAGCCCAUCCGCCGGUACACGUUGAGCGACGGGCCGUCGCCCUCUUCGCACAGGGACGAGAUGGUCGACGAGCCCAUGGAGGUUGUGGCCGACGCCAAGGACCUCGCUCCCAUCGUCACCUCGUCCCUCCGUGCGUCGCGGUCUUCGUCGCUGUCGGGAUCGCCCGUCCCCGGCAUCUCGCCCCGCUCGCCCGCCCGCUCCGCCACGACCCCCGUCACGCCCAACCACGUCGCUGGCGCGUCGCCAACCGUGACCGUCUCGCCGCCGGACGCGAUCCCCUCCCCACGCUCGCUCGUCGCCGGCUCCCCCGUGUCCAUCCACUCGCCCCACUCGCCCUACUCGCCCAACCCAGCCUCGCCCGCCAGCGUGCCCCUCCCGCGCUCCCCGCUCGUCCACCCGCGCUCCCCAGCCGCAAGCGACCGCGAGCAGCCCGGAUCCCCCGAAACGGCCCACUCGGACGAGCCCGAGACGCCCCGCGACUCGCCCAGCCCAGCCCUCGCCCACGCCGAGACUGCCGGUGAUGGCACCGCAGACGACAAGCCCGUCUACAAGCCCCACUCGCCCGCACCGCCCAAGCCGGCGCGCGCGCCGCAGCGUAACAACGCGUCGAGGCGCGGCCGCGGAGCAAGGAGCGGCGGAGGCGGCGGCGGCGGUGGUGGCCGCAACUAUGUGUAG